Messenger RNA from Cooperia oncophora, 384 nucleotides. The record is from the annotation of a GenBank genome assembly. NCBI's taxonomy places the organism in Eukaryota, Metazoa, Nematoda, Chromadorea, Rhabditida, Trichostrongylidae.
AUGGAAACGCAAGAAAAUGUGAAGAUUGCCACGGAAGCGGAAUUCAAAAGACAUAUACGCCUCAUAAUCACAAAUGUGCUUAACAAGGGAAUAGUGGCUGCCUUCACUUUGCGACGUGACGCGUUUAGAGAAUCGAAGAUUUCACGACAGGGCACGCCGUUUCGGAAAAGAAAAGAAGCGAAAUUGAUGCGUCGUUUUGAUCAUCCCAAUAUAGUAAGAUUCUACGGAGUGGCUCCGCAGGAAGAACCUAUAAUGAUUAUUCUAGAAUUAGCCAGUGGCGGUUCAUUGAAGGUUCAGUUUGUCACCUUCUUCACAAGACGAAGCACACGUAGAUGCCCCUCUGCUGCAUGUGCUCGUUUUUCGACUCAGGAAGCGAAACAAUGA